This is a messenger RNA of Etheostoma spectabile (orangethroat darter), 5525 nucleotides long. It is a transcript of the gene ddr1, whose product is annotated as discoidin domain receptor tyrosine kinase 1. Gene Ontology annotation, molecular function: collagen binding; ATP binding; protein tyrosine kinase collagen receptor activity. The record is from RefSeq and is a predicted model, not a curated record. The coding region runs from base 607 to 3666 and encodes 1019 amino acids. Gene Ontology annotation, biological process: cell surface receptor protein tyrosine kinase signaling pathway; multicellular organism development; positive regulation of neuron projection development. Gene Ontology annotation, cellular component: signaling receptor complex; plasma membrane. NCBI's taxonomy places the organism in Eukaryota, Metazoa, Chordata, Actinopteri, Perciformes, Percidae. The transcript is spliced from 21 exons.
AAGCCCGGACUGAGGUUGGAGCCGAAGGGGGCUCAUACUCAGAGAGAGGGGCCAAGGCGCAACGACCCCGGACGGUUUCUCGCUCUCUUUUUUUAUAUUAUCCCUCACUGUCGACAAGAAAGAAAAAUAGACCUACCUUAAGAGUGUCUGCUGUAAGCCAGGUUACAGGUUUAACAACAGCUUGUGCGUUCAGCAUUUUUCGGAUAAUUUGUUGUUUUCCGAGUUUGGACAGAGGUCGUUCACUGAGCGCAACAACUGCUCCAGAGCAGCGUUUGGAUUAUUCAGCGGACGCGUGUUGUUCCGGACAAAACAGCUUUACUUCGUCCAACACAAGUCUUCAUCUCAAACUUUGGACUGUUUUCAAUAAACUUCUGCGUGUCUUUUAGCAAAAGUAGGGGCAUAAAGUGAGGAGGAGCCCUGAGCGUGAGUACACAAUCCCUCACAGCAAACUCAGGUCUUCCAGAGCGCUGUCUGAUGGGCAUCUGGCUGCUAAGUCUCCUACAGCAUCCCACGAGAACCGUUGGCCCUGCAUAGCUGCUUUUCCUCAGCUGUGCAGUCCAGCAGAGAGGAGACACAGAAUAUAUUAUUUAGUUGGAUUGAACAGUUAUGUAUGCCUAUGGACAUCAUUGCGUCCCUGGACGGGUAACCAGGUGUGUUGCUGCUGUCAUGGCCUUGCCAACCCUGCGGCUGUUUCCUGUCACUGUGAUCACAGUCCUGGUGGCGCUGGUGUCGUCUUCAGGGGACCACGAGUGGCACUUUAACCCAGCUCAAUGUCGUUACGCCUUGGGGAUGGAGGAUGGCACCAUCCCAGACUCUGACAUCACUGCCUCCAGUGCCUGGUCAGACUCCACUGAGGCCAAACAUGGAAGGUUGAGUACUGGAGAGGGGGAUGGAGCAUGGUGUCCUGCAGGAGCCGUUUUCCCCAGUGGAUCAGAAUACCUUCAGGUAGACCUGCACAACCUUCACUUCCUGGCUCUGGUUGGUACCCAGGGUCGUCAUGCCGACGGGCAUGGGCAGGAGUUUGCUCGCAAUUAUCGGCUCCGCUAUUCCCGAGAUGGAGUGAAAUGGAUCACCUGGAAGGACCGCUGGGGCCAGGAAGUGGUGUCGGGGAAUGAGAACACCUACGACGUUGUUCUGAAAGACCUGGGCCCUCCCAUAGUGGCCCGCAUGGUGCGCUUCUACCCCCUGGCUGACCGGGUUAUGAGUGUUUGCCUUCGAGUGGAGCUCUAUGGUUGUGUGUGGAAUGAUGGGUUGAUGGCUUACACCGCUCCAGUCGGUCACAUCAUGCACCUAUCUGGCAUGCCUGUCUAUCUUAACGACUCCACCUAUGAUGGGAGCACUGAGCAAGGGAUGCAGUUUGGAGGCUUGGGUCAGCUGUGUGAUGGAGUCCUGGGAGGAGAUGACUUCAUACAAACUAAAGAGUUGAGGGUGUGGCCUGGCUAUGACUACCUGGGUUGGAGCCGGGAAGCCCUUGGGCAAGGCAGCGUGGAUGUUGAGUUCCACUUUGAGAAACCACGUCUCUUCCACAACAUGCAGGUGCACAGUAACAACCGCCACACUCAGGGUGUGCGAGUCUUCAGCAAGGUAGAUUGUCUUUUUAAGCCUGGCAUCCUCCAGCCCUGGUCCCCCGAACUCACUCUGCCUGUGCCACUUGAGGAUCUGAAGGACCCUUCCUCACGACCCAUCUCCCUUCCACUGGGUGGCCGGCCGGCUCAGAUCCUUCGCUGCAAAUUCUACUUUGCUGACCGCUGGCUGCUCAUCAGCGAGAUAUCCUUCCUGUCUGAGCCGUUUGUGAAGGAUGUCACAGAGACUGAUUCAUUUCCUAAUUUUCCCAAGAUCCCUACCACCACUUCCUCUCCUCGUCCUGUCAACCAAACCUCCUCUUCUACCACAUUAAGGCACAGCUCCUCCAACGCCACCGCCGGCCCAUCUGAACUCCCCACCAACACCUCCUUCAUGAUGGACACCACUGGUAACUGGACGUUGUCAGAUGCAGAAUUUGGGGCAAACACUCCCAGGGCGGGGCUUCCUGUAGCCAUGGAUGACAGUAGUAAUACAGCUAUUCUGAUUGGCUGCCUGGUGGGCAUCAUCCUUCUGCUGCUGGCUGUGAUAGCGGUCAUAUUGUGGAGGCAGUACUGGAAAAAGAUACUGGGCAAGGCCCAGGGUAGUCUAUCCAGUAAUGAGCUGCGGGUUCACCUGUCAGUCCCCUCGGACAACGUGGUCAUCAACAACACACACAGCUACUCGAGCCGCUACCAGCGCAUCCACACUUUCCCUGACGACCGCGACCAUGACAGAGAGAGUGAAGGAGAGUACCAAGAGCCCAGCGCUCUGCUACGACCAAGGGAUCAGAGAGACAGCACAGCCUUGCUGUUAAACAACCCAGCCUAUCACCUGCUCCUGUCAGAUCACAGAAAAGGCUUGAGGUCCCUAGUCGUCCCCAGCACCACUCAGGCUCAGGAAAAGAGCCUCAAUGUGCCCCAGGCCUGUGGUUUGGACAUGGAGAAGGGUUUCCCCCCAACUCAAGAGGAGCCGCCUCCCUACCCUGGCUCCCCUCCUUACCCCUCCCUGUCUCCCCCCGUGUCUCCCCCACUGCCUCCCAGUGUCCCUCAUUACGCUGAGGCAGACAUUGUGAGUCUGCAGGGUGUCAGCGGUAACAACACCUACGCCGUGCCCGCCUUGGCCUCCUCAAGCCCCGGGGCCGACGCCACCCCACUGCCGGAGCUGCCGCGCCAGUGUCUCAUCUUCAAGGAGAAGCUAGGAGAGGGACAGUUUGGAGAGGUGCAUUUGUGUGAAAUCGAGAACCCUCAAGACCUUCCCAACUUGGAAUUUCCCUUUAAUGUGAGAAAAGGUCGCCCUCUUCUGGUAGCAGUGAAGAUCCUGCGCCCGGAUGCCUCCAAGAAUGCCAGGAACGACUUCCUGAAAGAAGUGAAGAUCCUGUCUCGCCUAAAGGACCCGAACAUUAUCCAUCUGCUAGGAGUGUGUGUGAGCAGUGAUCCACUCUGUAUGGUCACUGAGUACAUGGAAUGUGGAGAUUUGAACCAGUAUCUGUCCCACAGAGUGCUUCUGGACAAAACAGGACCUACACACAACACCCCAAUCAUCAGUUAUCCGGCACUCAUCUCCAUGGCCAGCCAGAUUGCGUCAGGCAUGAAGUUCCUCUCUUCCCUUAACUUUGUGCACCGAGAUCUGGCCACGCGUAACUGUCUGGUCGGGGGUGAGAGGGGUGAGAGUGGAGAGGAUCAGGGCGGUGAGCGUCACAUCAAGAUAGCUGACUUUGGCAUGAGCAGGAACUUGUAUGCUGGAGACUACUACAGGAUCCAGGGCAGAGCUGUGCUGCCAAUACGCUGGAUGGCCUGGGAGUGUAUACUCAUGGGUAAGUUCACCACGGCCAGUGAUGUGUGGGCGUUUGGGGUCACUCUGUGGGAGAUGCUAAGCGUAUGUCAGGAGCAGCCGUACUCCAACCUCACAGAUGAACAAGUCAUCGACAACGCUGGGGAGUUCUUCAGAGACCAGGGCAGACAGGUGUAUCUGAGCCGGCCGGCUGUGUGUCCUCAGGGUCUCUACGAGCUCAUGUUGAGCUGCUGGUACAGAGACUGCAAGCUCCGCCCGUCCUUCGACGACAUUCACUCCUUUCUUACCGAGGACGCCAUGAACAUGGUUUAAAGAGAGAAAUGCAACAAAGACGGAGGCAACGCUAAAGAGAGGAACCGUCUCGUACGUUUAUGCAUCCUUGCUACAGUGCCGAGGUGUGGUGGAGGUGCUGCACAGCAGAGGCAGAUGAGAAGGGAGAGAGGGUUACCUGCUUUUAUAUUUGUACUUUUUUUGGGUGAAGGGGGCUGAGACACCGCUGGUUCGGUUUAUUUCCACAUCAGACCCCCAACCCCAAAGGCAAAACUAACCCCAGCUUUGACGGGUAACAGUCGGAGCUACAGUUCACGGGUGGUGGGUGGUGGGUGCAGUCUGCAUAGGAAUGUUCUUUCUUUUCAGAUACUUUUACAAGCAGGGUUUGUGUGACUGGUGAUUAAGUGCUGUAAAGUUAAUGACGUAGGAAGCUGCAGAGAUUUAAUAACAUAAAAUACUCCAAACAAUGACCAUAGCAAGCUAGGACAUGAACAAUUAUUAAGUUUCAUGACUUUAAUUUAUCCAUUUCAAAUGCUACACGGGGGUAGCGGGUGGCGGUGCGCACGCACACAAACUUUUCUGAACAGCACACCUAUCUUUCAGACGUCAAAGUGCACACACAGGGAUUGUCUUAGUACUUAAAGUAUGUAUAACCUACUGUGCACAUUUUAAUCAGUCUAAAUCAGUAAGAUUACUCCACACUUCAGCCCCUUUACCCAUCUGAAAUGCAAAAAAAUGAUAAUCCAAAUGAUAAGUCCAAGCAGUUUUUGAACCCCAUCUUUGAGCCACAGAGAGAACGGUAUCCCUGGUGCCAAAUAGACUUCUCAAACCUGAGGAAACGGCACAGAAGAGGAGUGUGUGUUGCUGCCAAGCAGAAGUGACCCAAAAAACGGAAUGGCUUUACCAAGCAGAGAGACAAUACUGCCAGCCAAGGCAGUGGGCAUGACGGGACAUCUUCAGAUGUGACUGCUGAGGUGAUUUGGCAAUUUUGUGUAUCUGGCUGUGACCCAGACACAAAGGAUAGAUGUAAAAUUCCACAAUCAGCUGCACUUUAAAUCCUACAUGCAUAUCCCUGGCCAUGAUGAAACUCUUCUCAUAUCUGCCUGAUAUGAUUCCUGUCAAUGUGGAUUCUAAUGCAUUUCAUGUGCAAUGAUUUCACAUUUUUGCCAAGAGAGAUCAAAGUCCAGGACUGUCUGUCUGCCUUGUUAAAUCCUCCCCGUACAAGGCCUUGCCUAACCAUGAGAUGUAAAAUAUAAUUUAAAUAAUGGAAUGGCACCAUCAAUUCAUCUCAUUUUAAAUGUAUGACAACCUUUUGUUUGGUGUGUUGAGACUUGAUUAUUCAUCGAAUCAUUAAUUUCCGCUUGUCUAAAUGCAUUACUGUACUCUUAAAACAGUUGAGGCAUUACUCAAAUGGAAUUCUGGGAGUCCUGUGCGAUUGUCAACAUUAACCUCUACAUUAUCCCAUGUUGGUACAUUAAGCUGACUGCGGUAGAAUCGAAGUAAUCUACCUUACUGAUUGUAUAGCACUGUAAAUCAGUCCUGAGAUGAUCAAAAUUAUCAAGUAAUACAUGUUUACUGAAUGGUUGUGCCAUUUGAGUCAUUUUUGAUACACUGUAGUUCAACUAAACUCAUAUUUUUUAUAUAUACUGUAUGUACUUAGACGCUCCUUGAUGUUUGAUUUCGUCCUUUUGUUUCUAUGAGGUUGAGCAUAAUAGUAUGUACAUAUUUUAAGGACAGAAUUGUAAUUUUCUUUACUAAUAUAUGGAAAACUCUUUGUUAUAUUUGGGGUCUUCUGUAUCUCUGUAGAACGCUUGCUACCUUGAUGCCAUUGUAAUUCCUUGUCUAUUUUUGUAGAUGUUUUAAUAAAGUUAAACUUUUCAAAUAAAUCAGUAUGUACUCUA